AUUAAAAUAGUAAAAAAAAGAAGAUUUAAACAAUAAUUGUGCGCCUUUUGAAAUUACGCCAGAACUCGUUCUACUGUAAAAUUUUGAUUCGUUUUUUAAACGUUAAUUUUUAAUUUCUAAUUUGUAAUUAAUAGCUGAUGAUUGCCGAAAGGCACGAAACUUUAAGACCUCGCAUAGGCAGCCUACUACAUGCAGCUAUGGAUCAUUACCAGCAUAAAUCUGGUGCUCAAAAAAGAAAAGAAAAGAUUGCUCGAGAAAAAUUAGCCAAGAAGGGUCAAAGUACGAUUGAGUCUUUUGGAUUUAUGAAUUGUAAUCGUAUUGAUGGUGUUUCUGAGGAUCAGAUGUGCAAGAUGAAGUCACAACUCUCAAAUGUUGAAGUAGAGCCAGUGCCAAUUGAGGAAGAUGAAUUGUUAAAUAGGAAAGUUAUGAGUGCUGAUGUGAAAGAGAAUGUAAUAGACGAAAAUAAAAAUAUUCUUCCAAAGACAUCAACUGCAAGGCUAGAAGAAUUACAAGACAAGGCAGAUGAUGUCCAACUAGUUCCAUCAAAUAACUAUGAUAUUGGUUUAAUUAAGGAAUUAUUUUGCACUGCUGAACAAAUAGAAAAAUUUGUUCAUCAUGGAACCAUUGCUCACCCAACAAAAUUUUAAAAGAUGCAUUGCCUAAAUCAUUUCCGCGCACGUUAUUUCACAUUGCCAUGCCAAAUGGCGAAAAAAUUCCACAAGAUUGGCUAACGUGGAGUGAGACGAAGAGUGCAUUUUACUGUUUUCCCUGCCGACUUUUCUCUAAAAUGCCAGAAACCCAUCGAUCGGCAUUAUCUCUGCCAACAGGAUAUUCCAAGCCCAAGGACAAUAAAUGGAAGAAACUUUAUGAAAAAAUUCCUCAUCAUCAAUCCAGCAGUGGGCAUAAAAUGUGUUAUGUAGAAUGGAGACGAUUAGAAGAAAAUCUCAGAGAUAAUACAACUAUCAAUUUUCUACUAAAUGAUAAUAUAAAGACAGAAGUGGAAAGAUGGAGGCAAAUACUUCGUAGAGUAUUAGAUGUUAUCUUGUUUUUUGAUGAAAGAGGUCUUGCAUUUAGAGGCGAUAGUCAUCUAAUUGGUGACCCCAAAAAUGGGAAUUUUUUGGGAAUUAUGGAACUC
Molecule: messenger RNA, 1135 nt
Organism: Hydra vulgaris (swiftwater hydra)
Lineage: Eukaryota; Metazoa; Cnidaria; Hydrozoa; Anthoathecata; Hydridae
Source: RefSeq, a predicted model, not a curated record